GCAAGAUUCAACCUCGAGCGCGCCGACUUGAUAAUUCUUUCGAAAUGAGCUCUUUUGGGGCGAAGCGCAAAGCAAAGGUCAUCAAGGUGGUGGAUGACGAUGAGCCUGGCGCAGAACCAGCUACCGCCAGCAUCGGCGACGCGACGAAAGCUGAAUCUCCGAAGCCAGUUUUCGAAUCUAAAUCCGGACGAAAACCUUUCCGACAAUCAGGCCUACGGAAGAGUUUCAACCCAGCCGAUAGCGGCAGCCUUGGAGAGGCGAUACCAGUCGACAAUGGCGACGAUGACGAUGACGGCCCCGUCGUGGUUCGACCAGCGAUCAGCCGGUCCAGUUCCCUGAAAAACAAGAAGCGCCCUAAUAAGUCUUCGCGCCUCUCGUUUGGUGGAGACGAUGCGACCGCGGGCGAGGAGGAGAAUACCGAAGUGUUUACGCCGAAGAAGGUACCACUGGGUCAGCGAGCUCUGGAGAAUAGCGCCAUCAAGAGGGGGAUAUCGUCAAGGGGGCUUCCGAUGCGAUCGCUGGGCGACGAUGAAGACCGGCCUAAAUACAGCAAGGAGUACCUCGACGAACUUCAGUCUUCAACGCCCAAUACCCCGCAGAAAGUCUCCACGAUAUCUCCUGACGAAGUCGACGCGAUGGAUCUCGAUAUUUCCGAACUCGACGGUGCCCUUGUCGUCGAUUCUGCCGAUCUAGGCACCUCGAAGUUUAGCACCACAAUUCUCACCGACGCCGAGAUCCGCGAGAAAAAGGAGCGCCGAGCCCGGUUAGCAAAGGAACAGGACUUCCUAUCCCUCGACGACGAUGAAGACAGUUUCGGUCGCAAGAAGAAGGAUGAUACCCGGUUGAUUGCGGAGGAUGAGGAACUAGGAGAAGGCUUUGAUACUUAUGUCGAGGAUGGCGGAUUGUCUCUUGGCAAGCGGGCUGAAAAAGAACGGCGCAAACAGGACCGACGACAAAUGGCCGAGCUCAUCACGGCAGCCGAGGGGCACACAUCCGACUCGUCCUCUGACAGUGAUGCUGAGCGGCGAAUCGCGUACGAAGCUGCACAGACCCGUGCGGGCAUGGAUGGCUUGAAGAAGCCUCGAAAGGAUCCGGGUCAGGAUUUACUGCAGGUGCCACCAAAGAUCUCACCUCUACCUAGCUUAACGGAAUGCCUUUCCCGACUACAAACCACUCUCAAAGGAAUGGAAGCGGACAUGACGGGAAAACAGGCCCGAGUCGAGAAACUAAAGAAAGAGCGGGAGGAGAUCGUGAAGAGGGAAGAGGAAGUUCAGGCUUUGCUUGACGAAACGGGUCGGAAAUACAAAGAAGCAAUGGAGUCUACCAAAAUUGGGGACUCGGCUGUGCCGAACACCGCACCAGCUGAGUUGGCUGGAGCAAGAGGGUUAGAAAGUCUCGGGACUCCGUCAAGGAAACCAGAGGACGAUGAUGAAGUAUCAUAGCCUCGUGGGAAAUGGCUUGACCGGACAAGUCAUCAAUAUCACAAAUUAUGCAUCGCUGUAUCAGCGAUGGGUCCCGCCACGAAACAUCCCAUCACAUGUGCUGCACCGCUCCUCCCAUGUAAUACUACAGCUCCAUUUCCCGAUAGCCCUUCACAGGGCGUGACUAUUGGCGCACUUGGGGACCUAGAGAUUGGAUAAUUGAGAAUGCGGAGAGCAAAGAGUUACAAGGGUUUGUGCGAUGGUCCGUUACAUACUUAGACAGCGAGAUGGAUAGUGAGGUACUCCUGCGAUGGUUGGACCCAGGUAGGCCAAAGGCAGACUGAUCCGAGGAU
This is a messenger RNA of Ilyonectria robusta, 1774 nucleotides long. Its product is annotated as nineteen complex-related protein 2-domain-containing protein. The record is from RefSeq and is a predicted model, not a curated record. NCBI's taxonomy places the organism in Eukaryota, Fungi, Ascomycota, Sordariomycetes, Hypocreales, Nectriaceae. The transcript has 2 exons. Gene Ontology annotation, cellular component: U2-type post-mRNA release spliceosomal complex; nucleus. Gene Ontology annotation, biological process: spliceosomal complex disassembly; mRNA splicing, via spliceosome. Gene Ontology annotation, molecular function: DNA binding. The coding region runs from base 45 to 1442 and encodes 465 amino acids.